This is a messenger RNA of Boleophthalmus pectinirostris (great blue-spotted mudskipper), 2343 nucleotides long. RefSeq names its product tripartite motif containing 46a (gene trim46a). NCBI's taxonomy places the organism in Eukaryota, Metazoa, Chordata, Actinopteri, Gobiiformes, Gobiidae. The transcript is spliced from 12 exons. Gene Ontology annotation, molecular function: zinc ion binding; protein binding. The coding region runs from base 1 to 2343 and encodes 780 amino acids. The record is from RefSeq and is a predicted model, not a curated record.
AUGGCCGAGGCAGAACUACAAGCGUUUGCGUCUAUCAUGGACGCGCUGGUUUGUUUGCAGUCGAGCAUGAGGAGCAUGGAGAAGGAGCUGCACUGCCCUGUGUGUGAUGGGAUUGUGAAGCAGCCCAUUCUCUUGCCCUGCCAGCACAGUGUGUGUCUCCUGUGUGCCGCGGAGGUCUUAGUACAGAGAGGCUACCCUCCUCCAGAUCUGCCUCCUGAGCCGCUCUCUCCUGCCUCCACACCCAACACUCGCUCCCCCCGACAAGGACGCAGACCCCCACCCAGGACACCAGACCGCCUGGAGCAUAUCCUCAGAACAGGUAGGCCUACAAUUACCGUUGUCUUGUUUCCUGGUGCAGUGUGUGGGUCGUAUCCAGGACGACGGAGGAAGGACACUGGCCCCCCGAUGCUGUUUCCCUGCCCCUCUUGUCAGCAGGACGUGGAGCUGGGAGAGCGAGGACUCACUGAGUGCCUGCGUAACCUCACACUAGAACGCAUUGUGCAGAGGUACAGACACACUAUCAGCCUGGGGAGUGUGGCCAUCAUGUGUGGCUUCUGUAAGCCUCCACAGUCUCUGGAGGCCACAAAGGGCUGCGCUGACUGUAAAGCCAACUUCUGCAAUGAAUGUUUUAAACUCUACCACCCGUGGGGCACACCCCGAGCUCAGCAUGAGCACAUUUUACCCACAAAUAACUUUCGGCCAAAGGUUCUGACCUGCACAGUCCACGAGCAUGAGAAAAUGCAGUGGUACUGUCGUCACUGCCAGAAGCUCCUGUGCCAGUACUGUAAGCUCCGGCGGGUUCAUCAUGGGCACAAAGUAAUGCCCAUAGCAGAGGCUUACCAGGCUCUGAAGGACAGAGUGACUAAGCAGGCCAAUUUCAUUCUGGCCAACCAAGAUAUAAUAAAGAGCCAGAUUGCCCAGAUUGAGGCCACAAUUAAACAAAUGGAGGCCAACAGUGCUGUGGCGAUGCAAUACCUGGUGCAGAGUGUCCGUGAGCUGGGGGCCGCAGUCUCAGAGCGUCAGGCGGCUCUGGCUCAGGCCCUGGAGGGUACACGCAGCCGCAGACAGGAGGCGCUGUCGGUGCAGGUAUCUGAACGCCGUGGUCUGCAGGAGAGCGGGGGACUCGUCAAUUUUACCCAUGAGCUGCUCAGAGAGACAGACCCUCCAUGCUUUGUGCAGGCGGCCAGAGUCACACACAACAGACUGGUGAAAGCCAUAGAAAACCUCCAGAGUUUCACCCUGUCGGCCGACCCCUCGUUCAGACACUUUCACCUUGACGCCUCCAGAGAAGUUAAACUCAUCAGCAAUGUGAACUUCAUACAGGCCCCUCUCGCCCCGGUCAUCGACACCCAGAAGACGUUAGCCUAUGACCAGCUGUUUGUGUGCUGGCGCCUGCCCCAGGACUCUGCCCCAGCCUGGCAUUUCUCUGUGGAAUACCAGCGUCGCUCGGGGGCCACUGGAGCCACGUGGGGGGGCACCGGGUCGCCAAACGCUGCCGUGUCAUGGCAACGCGUGGACGAAGUGAGAGGGACAUCGGCGGUGAUCGAGCGGCCGCAGAUGGACAGUGUGUACGUGCUCCGGGUCAGAGGAUGCAACAAGGCUGGAUUUGGAGAGUACAGUGAAGAGGUGUAUCUGCACACCCCGCCUGCUCCUGUCCUCAGUUUCUCUCUGGACUCUCGCUGGGGCCUCCACGCUGACCGCUUGGCUCUGGGUAAAGGCCUGACGUAUGCCCGCAGCGUCCCGGGACUGUCUCUGCUGCAGGCGGCUGAUCGUGCUCUCACUUCCUGUCACCUGACCUCUGACCUGCUGGUGGCCGACUUGGCAGUGACUCAGGGCAGACACUACUGGGCAUGCUCAGUGGAGCCUGGAUCUUACCUUGUGAAGGUGGGAGUGGGACAGGAAACCAAACUCCAGGAGUGGUUUCACCUUCCUCCAGACAUCACCAGCCCUCGCUGUGACCCGGACAGCGGCCAUGACAGCGGUGCAGAGGAUGCUCAGGAUUGCCCCUCCUUCUGCUUCCUGACGAUGGGCAUGGGGAAGAUCCUGCUGCCUCAGGGCCACACUCAGAGUCAUGCCGAGAGUCAUAGCCAGGGGGCAGUGCUCUCUCACAGCAGCAGCGGUCACAGCUCCCUGUCCCACCCUCUCACGGCUCCUCUGCCCCCUCGCCUGGGGGUCUGUCUGGACUGUGACAAAGGCCGGGUGACCUUCUAUGACGCCCACUCACUGCGGAUGCUCUGGAACGGACCGCUGGACUGCUCUGCCCCGGUUUGCCCCGCCUUCUGCUUCAUCGGGGGCGGAGCGCUCCAGCUGCAGGACCUGAUAGCCAAUAGGAACAUAGAAUGA